UCAGCACAAAUUGUCCAGUCCUCCAAGCACAACUUACUCAAAAAGAACAAAGUUUGGAAACAUGAAGUUCUUCAUCGCCGCCUUCCUGAUCGCCGCCUGCAUGGCCCUCGCCCAGUGCAGUGUCAUCUACUCGCCGGUGUCCUCCGUUCCGGUGGUCCGUUCCGUGCCCGUUAUUCGCUCCGUUCCGGUGGUGCGCAGUGUGCCUGUGGUCCGCCGUGUGCCGGUGGUUCGCCGUGUCAAUGUGGUCGAGUCCGUUCCAGUGGUGCCCUCGGUGGUGCGCGUUGGACAGGCCCCCAUCUACGAUGCUCCACUGGUGCAGUCCUAUGGUGGAUGGUUGAAGCAGAAGUAGAUGGAUGCCACGAGAAAGGAUACCACUACAUGUACUUUUGAUGUGAAAUAAACUUUGAAUAGAACGAACAAAUAUAUACUAGCAAAACUCAAAUAUAUCGUUUUAAAUAUUUAUGUAUAUAAGUUAAAAGUUAUAUUGAACUGAAGAUUUGAGCCAAACUUGUUUCGAGAUUGCAGAUGCACU
Drosophila melanogaster (fruit fly) is the source of this 532-nucleotide messenger RNA. RefSeq lists its product as uncharacterized. Bases 62 to 349 code for a protein of 95 amino acids. The transcript is spliced from 2 exons. The record is from RefSeq and is marked reviewed. Lineage: Eukaryota; Metazoa; Arthropoda; Insecta; Diptera; Drosophilidae.